UUCCCUCUCCCCGCUCUUCUCUAUGGUCUCUUCCUUCGGUGACGGGGAAAAAAGGGGUCCCGGCGCCUGCGCAGAACCGGACUGGGAGCCCGUCGCGGAGGGGGGCGGGGGGCAGGGAGCGGGAGCCGCCGCCGCCGCCGCCGCCGCCGCCGCCGGAGCUAACCGCAGGGACCGAGAUGCAGCUGCUGCCGCUCACCCCGUGUCUUCUGGCCGCUUCCCUCUUUGCCGCCCCUCCCCACAGGCUCCCCCUCUCCACCUGCUGGGGGCCAUCAUGAAUGGUGCCCCUUCCCCGGAGGACGGGGCCUCCCCCUCCCCUCCCCCUCUGCCCCCGCCCCCUCCUCCCAGUUGGCGGGAGUUCUGCGAGUCCCACGCCCGCGCCGCCGCCCUGGAUUUCGCCCGCCGUUUCCGCCUCUACCUGGCCUCCCACCCUCAGUACGCGGGGCCCGGGGCCGAGGCCGCCUUCUCCCGCCGUUUUGCCGAGCUCUUCCUGCAGCACUUUGAAGCCGAGGUGGCCCGGGCCUCCGGCUCCCUGUCGCCACCCAUCCUGGCUCCUCUGAGUCCUGGUGUGGAGCUCCCGCCACAGGACCUGUCCCUUGAGGGCUGCAGGGCGGGCGGGCCCCUGGCUGUGCUGGGCCCUUCUCGCUCAUCUGAGGACCUGGCCGGCCCCCUCCCUUCCUCGGUCUCUUCCUCUUCUACGACCUCCUCGAAGCCGAAGCUCAAGAAACGCUUCUCCCUCCGCUCCGUGGGUCGCUCCGUCCGCGGCUCGGUGCGCGGCAUCCUGCAGUGGCGGGGCACGGUUGACCCCCCGUCCCCGGCGGGGCCCCUCGAGACCUCCUCGGGCCCCCCCGUGUUAGGUGGCAACAGCAACUCCAACUCCUCCGGCGGGGCUGGGACCAUUGGUCGGGGACUGGUUAGUGACGGCCCGUCCCCCGGGGACAGAUGGACUCACCGCUUCGAGAGGCUGAGACUCAGUCGGGGCGGGGGGGCGGUGAAGGACGGAGGCGGCCUGGUGCAGAGGGAAGAGCUGCUGAGUUUCAUGGGGGCCGAAGAGGCAGCCCCUGAGCCAGCCGGAGUGGGCCGGGGAGGAGGGGCCGCGGGGCCGACCUCAGGGGGAGGAGGGCAGCCUCAGUGGCAGAAGUGUCGCUUACUGCUUCGAAGUGAAGGAGAAGGAGGAGGAGGAAGCCGUCUGGAGUUCUUUGUCCCACCCAAGGCGUCUCGGCCUCGCCUCAGCAUUCCCUGCUCCACCAUCACCGACGUGCGGACCACCACUGCCCUGGAGAUGCCUGACCGGGAGAACACGUUUGUGGUUAAGGUGGAAGGCCCCUCGGAGUAUAUCCUGGAGACAGCUGACGCCCUGCACGUGAAGGCCUGGGUGUCUGACAUCCAAGAAUGCCUGAGCCCAGGGCCCUGCCCUGCAACCAGUCCCCGCCCCAUGACCCUCCCCCUGGCCCCCGGGACCUCAUUUCUGACAAGGGAGAACACAGACAGCCUGGAGCUGCCCUGCCUGAAUCACCACUCAGAGAAUCUGCCCAGCCAGGGGCUGCUGCUGGGGCCCAGCGAGAGCAGCGACCGCCUGUCGCAGGGGGCGUACGGGGGCCUCUCAGACCGCCCCUCGGCAUCCAUCUCCCCCAGUUCCACCUCCAUCGCCGCCUCCCAUUUUGAUUCAAUGGAACUGCUUCCCCCAGAGUUGCCCCCCCUCCCCAUUGAAGAGGGACCCCCAGCAGGGACGGUUCAUCCCCUCUUGGCCCCCUACCCACCCCUGGACACUCCGGAAACAGCCACAGGGUCAUUCCUGUUCCAGGGGGAGCCAGAGGGAGGCGAGGGGGACCAGCCCCUCUCAGGGUAUCCUUGGUUCCACGGGAUGCUCUCUCGACUCAAGGCCGCACAGCUAGUGUUGGCUGGAGGCACCGGCUCCCACGGUGUUUUCCUGGUACGUCAGAGCGAGACGAGGCGGGGCGAAUAUGUCCUCACUUUCAACUUCCAGGGCAAGGCCAAGCACCUGCGUCUGUCGCUGAACGAGGAAGGUCAGUGUCGGGUCCAGCACCUGUGGUUCCAGUCCAUUUUCGAUAUGCUCGAGCAUUUCCGGAUGCACCCCAUCCCUCUGGAGUCUGGAGGCUCCAGUGACGUUGUCCUUGUCAGCUAUGUCGUGUCCUCCCAGCGACAGCAGGGCCGGGAGCAGGCUGGGAGCCAUGCAGGGGUGUGCGAGGGAGAUCGAUGCUACCCCGAUGCCUCCUCCACCCUCAUGCCCUUCGGAGCGAGUGACUGUGUAACCGAGCACCUCCCAUGACCCACCCCAGCCCCCUGAACCCCCUUCGUGGACAGAUCCCUCACAUCCUGGGGCAGAAGAGGCGUCGGGGGCGCCAGAAGUGGCGGCAGCAGCAGCCACCGCAGCCAAAGAGAGGCAAGAGAAAGAGAAAGCGGGCAGUGGAGGGGUCCAGGAAGAGCUGGUCCCCGUGGUUGAGCUGGUCCCCGUGGUUGAAUUGGAAGAGGCCAUAGCAUCAGGCGCGGAGGCCCAGGGAGGCGCUGAAUCUGGUGGGGCCCCGGGGGGGACCCUGAUGGUGCAGCUCCAGCAGUUACCACUAGGGGGCGAUGGAGAAGAAGGGGGCCAUCCCAGAGCCAUAAAUAACCAGUACUCCUUCGUGUGAGACACCCUCCCCCACCCUUUCUGCACUCUUCUUGCUCCCCAGCCCUCAGUUCCUGAGACUGGAGCUGUGCAGGGCCAUAGAGGAGCCGUAGGCAUCCCCUCCCCACAUGCUUCCUGACCCUUGACGGCCAAGGGCAAAUAUGUUGGUACAAAAAGGUUCAAGAGCCCUGAUAACUCCCCGGUUCAUACACUACAGGUGCCCCGGUCCCCUGGGCAGGGGAUUCAGGCUCCAUUACCUCCCCAAGGGGCUCUUAUGGUCAGCCCCACCCCUGGGGGCCAUUUCCCCAUAACCACCCCUCAGCCCAAGGAAGGGUGAGGGGGAAGGGCUGUCAGUUAUAUUAAGGUGGUUGUUGUUGUUGUUUUAAACAAAAUGGAGAAGCAUAAAUAAAUAAAAGGGUUUAUCUCAGUUCCA
Messenger RNA from Sus scrofa (pig), 3056 nucleotides. RefSeq names its product SH2B adaptor protein 1 (gene SH2B1). The record is from RefSeq and is a predicted model, not a curated record. Gene Ontology annotation, molecular function: transmembrane receptor protein tyrosine kinase adaptor activity. Gene Ontology annotation, biological process: intracellular signal transduction. Gene Ontology annotation, cellular component: plasma membrane. NCBI's taxonomy places the organism in Eukaryota, Metazoa, Chordata, Mammalia, Artiodactyla, Suidae.